AUGUCUCAUCACCAAGAACUUCUCAAAUGGUUCAAUGGUCUCUACUCUCGCACGCUCGAUUUGGUCGGCGACUACGCCGGAGACGAGCUAUUCAUCAUCGAAGGUGACUCUCUGCUGCUGCACUGUCUCUCAGACGACAAGCUUGACUUUUCUACCGGGUUCCAACUCCUCCAUGCGACGUAUCUGGUGGAGAGGUUUCUUGCCCAACUUCAUCAGCGAAAAUGCAACUUCCAUAUCAUCUUCUUUGCCAGGCAUGCUCGAGCCUGUGUACCUCCCCAUGCAACUGCAGAUUCAAAACAAAAGUAUCUGGUCGCGCGCGAAGCUAUCUUUCAGCAUCUGAGCCGGCAUCUAACAGAUUCAGCGUCUUCCAUCCAGGUGCACUCGUUUGACACGUUCGACUCUUCAAAUUUCAAGACGUAUCUUGCUUCCGUCGGUGUCUAUUUUCUGAUGUGUCACGAUGGAGCGUUCUCUCGACUUGGACUUCUUGAUGAAGGAGUGAAAGCCGAUGAAGAUGUUAAGGACGCGAUCUUGGACGAAGAUGACAGUGACGAUAGCUCCAUAUCUGACCCGAUCAUCGCUAGCCACUCGUCAGAGGUGUGGAGUACCAGCAUUCUGUUCCGCGAGAUGAUCCACUGGUUUGUCUCCAACGGAUACAACGUAGCGUUGAUAAGCAUGCUCGAGUGCCGAGACACAAAGGUCAUGGCAACGAUCUUGGAGGGCUCAGCACGAGCCGCAAAGAACAUCUUCGGCACUUCUGAGGAUGAUUUGGAGAAUUUUGAAGAUGACUCCGCAGCGGACACCAGGCAAUCCACGGGCUCCACAUCAUCGAAUUCCAAUACUGGGCCUCCUAAUACCGUUGAUGAGAUCUUGCCCGAUCUUAUAACUAUCAUGGUCGAAGCUGGUCUUCGUUUAAGCAAACGAGAGAUGGCCAUGCUACUUACAAUCGGUACCAUGUUCAGGUCUGGGUACUCAGGCGAAGACGACAUUCUUCCCGCUCGAGCGGUGGUGCUGCAUGUUGUCGUUAUGUCUGAAUGCCGACUACACGAGAGAUCUACUAACGCAGUGAGCUCGAACCGAGGCUCCUCAUUCCUUGUUCGCUUUGUGAACAUUCUGUACCAUGUCAUAACCUCGCGACACUGGCAAGGCAGUGUCAGGAAAGCCAUAUCGCCUUGUAAUGUAGCUGACAUGCUGGAUGGAAGGCUCUUUCUUCAGAUUUUUGACUUACUGGCACAUGGCGAUGGGUAUCUUCACCUGAGUUCCUCGAUCCUCAAUAGAUUUAGCCAACUUGCAUCUUUUGUAAAGGGCAUAUGUGGUGUUGACCUGCAAUGGGAGCCGUCAGCCGAGACCUUUGCAGUCGGUCACGAACGUACGCAAUUCUCGAACUCCAUUCACGGCAACAAUACAAGUCAAAGUCAAUCGAUGGAAACCCUGGAGACAAGCCUGAAUAGUCUAUCCACUGUUCUCCCGUUCAGCAACCCCGUCGUGAGCUACCACCUUGCCCCCAUAUCAAUUACUGUUGAGGAGUCAUCCGAUAGAGAGCUCGGUUCGGGUAUGUCAAGAACAUUCCAGGAAUUGACCCAUUGGCACAAUCACAAAAGACCCCUUAACAACAAGAUCAAAAUUCCUUUGACGAUAAGGCAACUUAGUUUCCUUAAUCGCCGCGAUCAACGGUUCAUGGCCGAGAUCCGAGAUUACGCUGCCAGUCUGACAAAUCCCAGAGGUGGGACAUUGGAGCCAGAGUCCGUCUUUGUAAAGUCUGCAUCAAAUAGGGAUGGCAAGCCUGUUAGAACAACUCCAUCGAGCCUCCCCAAGAAGCAAGUCCCGGCAAAGCAAGGUGCUGCACAGCCAUCGAACAAAUCGAAACCAGGAACUUCGAAUGUUAGGGCUCAGGCUGAAGCUCGUCAGCGAUCCAAGCGGGCUGAGAACCAUGAGGCAUACCUGAAUGCUUGGAAGAACAUGGUCAAUACAUUUCAGAACGAGGCUAAUCACAUCAAGCGCUACAUACAAGUGAAUCAAUACCUGAAAGGUCUAUUAAACGACCGCCGAGAAGUUGUCGAACCAGAGAUUCUAGUCUAUCUCAUGGACAUUUUGAUUCGUCUCUGGCUAGACGAGUGCAAAUCUAAUCGGAAAGCCAAUUCUCUGCACAUAGCGGCGCUCAUUUGGCAUACAAUCCUUCAAAUUCAGAAAAAGCAAGUUGUCACCGAAAACAUCGCAAAGUGUGUCAACGAUACCAUCAGGACGUUGAAUCUCCCAGCCAUCAGUGUUCCAUGUGAAGGCAAAAGACCCCUUUCUUUCUCAUUUGUGUCGCUCUCUUCUUCGAAGACAAAUUUAAGUAUUGAGUUCUCCCCGAUUGAUUUUCAGCUAACCCAUGCUGGUCCCUAUUUGGACCGUAGCAUGGGAUCUGCGCCAGAUCCUCGCGUGCAUGAUUUCGAGCCAGACCAAUGGCAGCGGGAGAUUCUUGACCAGAUUGAUGCGAAGAAGAGCCUGUUUGUUGUGGCACCCACUAGUGCUGGGAAAACGUUCAUAUCAUUCUAUGCAAUGAAGCAGAUUCUCGAAGAAAGUGACGACGGUAUUCUCGUCUACGUCGCUCCCACAAAAGCUCUCGUAAACCAGAUUGCUGCUGAGGUACAGGCUCGAUUCUCGAAGAAAUUUUCUCACGACGCCGGAAAGUCUGUUUGGGCAAUUCAUACCCGUGACUACCGCAUCAACAACAGCGCGGGCUGUCAGAUUCUGAUAACUGUGCCGCACAUUUUGCAGAUCAUGCUUCUGGCGCCUUCAAAUGCCGAGUCAUGGUCAUCACGAGUCCGGCGGAUCAUUUUCGAUGAAAUCCACUCCAUUGGUCAAGCCCAAGAUGGAGUCGUCUGGGAACAGCUCCUUCUCCUCGCACCUUGUCCCAUCAUCGCAUUAUCUGCGACAGUUGGCAACCCGCAGGCUUUCAGCAACUGGCUAACCCUCACUCAAGAGGCCAAUGGGAAUGAACUCAAGAUGAUUCAACACAAGACUCGCUAUUCCGAUUUGAGAAAAUAUGUUUACAAUCCUCCAGUUGAAUUUGCGUUCAAUGGCCUAUCGGCCCCCACUCAGCUGGCCUCACUUGGACUUGAUGAUAGCCCCAAUAUGACUUUUAUGCAUCCUGUCGCAAGUUUGAUUGAUAGGUCCAGAGGAAUACCCGAUGAUCUGACACUUGAGCCACACGACUGUUUAGAGUUGUGGAGACUUAUGGAGAAACACAAGACCGAUGGGUUUCCGGUUGAAUCCGAUCUCAACCCUGCGAAUGCCUUACCGAAGAUCAUAGUGAAAUCCGAUGUGAUUCGGUGGGAGGCUCAUCUGAAAUCCGCCUUGAGCAGCUGGAUGAAGGAUCCGAAGUCGCCGUUUGAUAACGUGUUGAGCGAGCUGUCAGGAAAUUUACAUAACAGAAUUCAGCCACCGCUGCAAGUCUCCUCGACAGAAGGUCCAGGAUCGGAUACUGUUCGCACUGUGAGAGCAAGUAGUCUUCUUGAUACUACCCUUCCACUCAUCUGUUCCGUACAUGAACAAGGCGCCCUUCCAGCAAUUCUGUUUAACUACGAUCGGAGUCAGUGCGAGAAACUAUGUGAGCACCUUCUCGCCGAGCUACAAGAAGCAGAAAAGCGCUGGAAGCUUUCGAGUCCCACUUGGAAAAAGAAGAUAGCCGGGUGGGAGGCGUGGAAGAAAGCUGAAGACAAACGGGUCAAAACCAAGACCAAAACCAAGACCAAAAAGAGUAAGAAGUCUAGUAAAGACGAGGAUGAGCCUAUGUCAAAAAUGGAGAGGUUGCAAGAAGCUGCGUCAGGAGAGUCAAGUCUGUACGAGUCGUUCGAUCCUGAUGAGCCGGUUGCUGGCUUUCAUCUAGCAGAUAUGAAAUGCCUUUCACGAUCAAAGUUCGACGCAUAUGUCAAAGAGAUGCGAAGGCGAUCUAUCCCUGAGUGGCUCAUUGAUGGCUUGAAGCGUGGAAUUGGAGUUCAUCAUUCGGGAAUGAAUCGCAAAUACCGCCAGAUGUGCGAGAUCCUGUUCAGGAAGGGCUAUCUCCGCGUGGUCAUCGCGACCGGAACAUUAGCUUUGGGAAUCAAUAUGCCGUGUAAAACGGUGGUUUUCACUGGUGACUCGGUCUUCCUGACUGCGCUUGGAUUUCGUCAAGCUGCUGGUCGAGCCGGUCGCCGUGGCUUCGACUUUCUCGGAAAUGUUGUUUUCCAAGGUAUCUCGUAUCCCAAAGUCUGUCGACUGCUGAGCUCCAAGCUCCCCGACCUCAACGGUCACUUUCCUGUCACGACUAGCUUAGUUCUGCGUCUUCUGAUCCUACUCACGGAGUCUGGCCAUUCUUCAUUUGCCGUUCAGGCGGUCAAUUCAAUUUUAUCGUCUCCCAGAAUCUACCUCAGCGGCCCAGAAGCAAAGCAUACGGUUCUACACCAUCUUCGCUUUUCGAUAGAAUACCUGCGACGAAACCAACUGCUCGACCGGAGUGGCUCGCCAUUGAACUUCGCAGGCACGAUAUCCCAUCUUUACUAUACCGAGAAUUCGAGCUUCGCAUUUCACGCUCUCUUGAGCAGGGGAUAUUUCCAUGAGCUCUGUGAAGAUGUCCACCACAGCCCUGAAGUUGUCACGCGCACAUUGAUGCUUGUGAUGGCACAUAUCUUCGGUCGACGCUACCUUCCUCGAAAGACAAUCGAACACCAUAAAUCUGAUGGCAAGCACUUGCCGUCAGUUGUUUUUCUUCCGAACUUGCCUAAGGCAGCGGCCAAGGCCAUCCGAGCUCACAACAAGUCUACCUUGGAUAUCUACACAACAUACGUGACCACAUUCAUCAAGCAGCAUAUCAAAGACCCAGAUUGCACACUUCCUCUGACAGGCCUCAAACAGGGCGGAGACAGAUCCCCCGCUGACCUUUGCCCCUCUCUACCAGUUCUCCCUCCGACUCUUGUAAACUCCUCGUUCGUUGCCCUCUCUGGCCACCGCGACACCUGGUCCAGCAUCUCUGAGCUUUGUAAAAUGGUCCGCGGCGGCGUCUGGCUCGAGCAAUCCAUCGUGCCAUAUGUGCCCAUCGAUCCCGAGGACAGUCAUGCGCCACUAAACGCCUACCUCUACGACUUCUUCAGACAUGGGAACGUGCACGCGCUCGAACAUGGGAACAUGGUUCGCAAAGGCGAUAUCUGGUUCGUUUUGAAUGAUUUCUCGCUCGUCUUGGCAACUAUUGUGACGAGCUUUGAGAACUUCUUCAAGCUGGCGCCGAACACCGAUCCAGAUAUUUUGGACACACGAGGAUGCGGGGAUGCAUAUGAUGACGAACUUGACAGCGAAGAUAUCGAGGCGGGUAAUCUGACACCCGAGAACUCGUCGUCGAGUCAUCAGCAGAUGACUCAUGGGAGAGGCCGAUCUGCCAACGCGUCUGGGAACUCUGCUCCGAUCAAACCUACAAAGUCGAAAAUCCCUGAGAGCUGGGACGAUGAACUCAGUGACGAAGAAACUUCCGAUAACCUAGAACAAGGCUUUCAUUCUUCGAAUAGCCCGUCCGGUAGCUCGGUACCGAAUUCUGGGACGGGUGACUCACACUCACAAAAUGGGGUCCUUGAGGAGCAGCGACUGUUGAAAGUUCUGAAGGGGUUCAGGUUGCUUCAGGCUGAGUUCAAUGACAAGUUCAGAGCCAUGUGGGCCUAA
Aspergillus affinis is the source of this 5667-nucleotide messenger RNA. Its product is annotated as putative DEAD/DEAH box helicase. The record is from RefSeq and is a predicted model, not a curated record. Gene Ontology annotation, cellular component: cytoplasm. The coding region runs from base 1 to 5667 and encodes 1888 amino acids. Gene Ontology annotation, molecular function: nucleic acid binding; ATP binding. The transcript is spliced from 4 exons. NCBI's taxonomy places the organism in Eukaryota, Fungi, Ascomycota, Eurotiomycetes, Eurotiales, Aspergillaceae.